AUGAGCGGCGGCGUCGCGGGCGCGCGCAGCCCGCUGCCAGCGGCCUCGUGGAAGCCGCAACUCCUAAGCGCGAGCGCCGCUCGUGCGGGUGGACGGCUGGGGUGGCGGCAGUGGUGCGCCCGCGAGUCGCUGCGUCCGCAGCUGAGCGACGCGGACGACUCCAGACGACGUCAUUGCGACUCGCCGCGGCGACUGCGACAAUCGCACGGCCGGCGACGAUCGCAUGCACGGUGUGAGGCGGCGGCGCCCGCGAAGAUCGAGAUCCGGGGGUUGUCGCGGAGGGCGGCGAGCACGGGCGCGCUGAUCCUGGACGGGGUGGCUCUGCGCGUGGCGCCGGGGGAGCUGUUCGGGCUGAUAGGACCGUCGGGCAGCGGCAAGUCCACGCUGCUGCGCGCCAUCAACCGCCUGUGGGAGCCGGCACGUGGCACCGUGUGGGUGGACGGCUGUGACGUCACCACCAUGGACGUGCAGCAGCUGCGGCGCCGCGUGGGCAUGGUGUUCCAGAGCCCGCACCUCUUCCCUGGCACGGUGGCGGACAACGUGAGGUACGGGCCGGGGCUGCAGGGCGUGGCGGUGGGGGUGGAGGAGCAGCAGAGCCUGCUGCUGCGCGCCGGGCUCGACCCGUCCGCCGACUUCCUACAGCGUGCCGCCCACGAGCUGUCGGGCGGCGAGGCGCAGCGCGUGUCCAUCGCACGCGCCCUCGCCAACUCGCCCCAGAAACACCUCCAUCGUGCGCCCCGCCCCCUCGCCUACUCCCCGCAGGUGCUGCUGCUGGACGAGCCCACAAGCUCGCUGGACCCCACGGCCACGCGCAAGGUGGAGGAGACGAUAGAGCGGCUGCGGCGAGAGGAGGGGCUGACGGUGGUGCUGGUGUCGCACAGCAUGCCGCAGAUCGAGCGCGUGGCGGACGUCACCGCUCUGCUCAGCCAGGGCCGCGUGGUGGAGGUUGGGCCGCCAGGAGAGCUGAGGGAGAGUGAUAAUCCGGACGUUGCUAGCUUCUUCACUGGGGAGCUCAGCUGA
Messenger RNA from Closterium sp. Naga37s-1, 1020 nucleotides. NCBI's taxonomy places the organism in Eukaryota, Viridiplantae, Streptophyta, Zygnematophyceae, Desmidiales, Closteriaceae. The record is from the annotation of a GenBank genome assembly.